Parnassius mnemosyne (clouded apollo) is the source of this 2748-nucleotide messenger RNA. The record is from the annotation of a GenBank genome assembly. NCBI's taxonomy places the organism in Eukaryota, Metazoa, Arthropoda, Insecta, Lepidoptera, Papilionidae.
AGGUAUGUGUUUCUAUAAAGUUUGUGCUACAUAUUUAUUUAUUUAUUUAUGAAACAAAAAUUACCACAAACAUAGUCACAAACUAAUAAGAAGCAAAUUACUGAAAUUAUCAACAAAUGUUAAACAUUGUUUACCGUUUUUAAUAAAGUUAUAGUGCUCAGACCUUUUAAAAUGUAUUAGUGUUAGGAUUUGUGCCGCGGAGAUAAUAUAAACUUGUUAUAUGACCUCUUCCUUAAUUUAAAUUUUGGUGUAUCUCACUUCUCGGUCGCUUCAUAGAAACAAAUUAUUCGUAGUCUAUUUAUAUAAGUUCAUAAGUUUAUAUGUUACUGUUUUCAAACAAAUUUAAAAUCAGUUUAAGACAUAAAGUUGCAGCAUAUGUAUAUUUCACUUCUGGGCACAGGCCAUUACGCCUAGCUGUUUCACUACAACAUAAUAUGUGUUGAUGUACUUAAUAUGUCUUCAAAAAAUACUUAAUUCCUCAGAUAAAAUUAUCAAUAAAAAACAAAUAUCCUCACAAUAUUUUCCUUCAUCCCCGUCUUGUGGUUGCUCAAGGAUUAAACACUCUGUAAAUUCACUAUUAUAAUUACAAUGCCUAGUUACUACUAUUAUAAUGUGUGAGCUCACGAAAUUGUUAAAAUAAAAUAAAAUUAAACAAUUCAAGAAAGUCAUAUAUGUUUAUGAGAUACAUAGUAAUUUUUUACAAUAUAUUAAAAUGUUCAGUAUAACCCUAACAUAUUAUAUUUAGCUCGGUGUAGUGGUGAUGUUGAUGGUGGCAUUUGAUUGACAUGUGUGAUCUCAUCAAUAAAAAUGCCACCACCUCGAAGGAAAUGGAGUUUAAUCUGGCAACAUUUUUCCACUGAGGCAAAUGGGAAGGCUAAAUGCAGCCACUGUCAACAGACACUCAGUUACACUGGGGGGGCUACAGGAAAUUUACUUAGACAUUUGAAGUCAAAACAUAAGGCAAAUGCUUUUGAGAGGGUAAUAUAUAUUCCUGUUGAACGUAGUACAGUCUCUAAACUGACACAAGACAGAAAAUCUACUGUUCUAAAUCUGAAAACAGCAUCAGCACAAAGUUGUAAAGACCCUCUUCUUCAGCAGUCACAACAAAUAAAAACAGAGCCCACUCUAAGACUCCAGGGUACAUUGCCCACUGUCUGCAGACAAAUAUCCAUUGCUUAUUCUAAACAACAACUAGAUGAACAACUUACCAGGGUCAUAGUAAAAGAAUAUUAUCCAUUUAGUAUAGUAGAAGAUAAAGAGUUUAGAAAGUUUAUUUCUAUGUUGCGUCCUGCUUACUCCAUGCCAACCCUAAAAACUCUUUCAAAUGUAAUUAUUCCAAGAUUGUACAAUGAAACAAAACAGAAGGUUACAGAAACCUUAUCCUUUGUGAAUGCAGCUUGCCUUACUACUGAUAGUUGGACAUCUAGUGACCAAAACUAUGUUGCCAUAACUGCACAUUUUAUUUGCGAAAUUGACGGCAAAAGCUCUCUACAAUCAUGCCGACUAGGAUGCAUACCCUACGACAAUAGUUAUACUGCACAAAAAUUAGGAAUGUUGUUAGCAGAAGAGGUACAGAAAUGGGGCCUGCAAAAUAAAGUGGUUUGUGUAGUCACGGAUAACGCAUCAAACAUUGUUGCUGCUGUAAGAAACAACAAUUGGAGACACAUUCCUUGCUUCGCUCAUACCCUCAAUAUAGUUUUGGGUGAUGGUCUACAGAUAAUUCAAGCAGAAUUGUCAAAAAUAAAGGACAUUGUUCUUUACUUUAAACAAAGUUCCAAUGCACUGGUAAAAUUAACUAAUAUGCAAAAACAAUUAAAUCUUCCGGACAUAAAAUUGAAACAAGACUGCAUAACCAGGUGGAAUUCCACUUUUGAUAUGUUAUCCAGUAUCUUAAAAGUUAGAGAAGCUGUGACCAGUGUUCUGACACACGACAACCCAGAUUUAAAUUGUCUGUCGUCAUCGGAGUGGACGAUGCUAGAGAAAGCAGCAAAUGUGUUAGAAAUUUUUAAAGUUAUUAUUGAAGAAAUUUCAGCCGAAAAUUAUGUCACCUUGUCAAAGUUAAUGUUGUUGAUAAGAGCAAUAAAUAAACAUUUAAUUAAAGCAUCUGAAGAAUAUUUUACUGAUGAAAAGCUUACCAAACUAGUACAAGAGUUACAAACUUCGAUGUCACUUAGAUUCUUUGAAAUGGAUACCCAAGACCUUGUAACACAGGCAACUUUUUUAGACCCAAGAUUUAAGAAAUACGGUUUUCCUGAUACAGUAAAAUAUGAGAGAUGUGUGAACUCCUUAAAACGCGAAAUUUUAGCAACUCCAUCUCUCUGCCCCGACGACACUCAAGAUCCCCAGCCAUCUACUUCGUCUGCAACACACCUUCAAUUGUCUAAUACCUCGCUGCUUUGGGAUGACUUUGAUAAACAAGUUGAGUAUAUUAUUUCUGAUCAGGAUCCACAGACUGCGAGCCUCAAAGAGAUAGAAAAAUAUAUAAAUGAACCACUAAUUAAGAGACUUGAUGAUCCAUUAAUGUGGUGGGAUGAGCACAAAAACAUAUACCCAAGAUUAUUUAAAUUGAUGCAAAGUAGGUUAUGUAUUGUGGCCACCAGUGUGCCCUGUGACCAAAUAUUUUCUAAAGUAGGUUUAAUAAUAAAUAAUAAGCGAAGUUGUUUAAAGACCAAUGAGAUAGAGCAGUGUGUAUUUUUAAAUUACAAUUUGUAAAUAUUUAUUGAAAUAAAAACUGUUAUUCACUAGCUC